Molecule: messenger RNA, 1627 nt
Organism: Drosophila willistoni
Lineage: Eukaryota; Metazoa; Arthropoda; Insecta; Diptera; Drosophilidae
Product: arrestin domain-containing protein 17
Exons: 3
Coding region: 44-1453 (469 amino acids)
Biological process (GO): protein transport
Cellular component (GO): cytoplasm
Source: RefSeq, a predicted model, not a curated record
GUGAGCGGUACUCUCGAUUCGGAAAAUAGAGCCAUAGACGAAAAUGUCACAAAAUUGCAUUAUAACAUUUGAUCAAAACGAACAUGGCACUUAUUUUACGGGCCAAGUGAUAAGCGGCAAGGUGAUAGUUAAUUUUAACAAGACCAAAAAACUCCGUGGUAUCAAACUGCAGAUUAUUGGCUAUGCCUUGGCUCAAUGGCGGUUGAGGAGACACAGAGGAGCUGUGGCCAUACAGGACACAAAGAAGCGUCGGAAGAAUACCUAUCUGGGCAGGGAGGACUAUAUAGCCUCCACCACAUAUCUAAUGGGUUCGGAAAUGGGUAAAACAUUCAAUAUAGAUGCAGGCACUUAUACAUACACGUUUGCCUGUCCCAUACCAUCGAAUUGCCCAUCUUCAUUCGAGGGCGCUUUCGGACACAUACGUUACCUGGCCAAGGUGACAUUCCUCAAGGCUGGAGCCUCCAAUCGCACCCAUAAUGUGGGAUUUACAGUACUCAAGCUAUUGGACUUAAAUCAGGAAAGCAAAAUGCUAAGAGAACCGGCAAGCAAUGAUGCCUUGGAAUACUUUUGUUUUAUGAACAGUAAGCCGGUUCAUUUGAAGGUCACUCUGCAGCAACAGGGCUAUGUGCCGGGACAGUUUAUGUUGAUUCACGCCCAUGUGAGGAACAACAGCAACUCCAGCUGCAAGAAACUGUUAAUAAUGCUCCACUUAAGGGCCACCUAUACGUCUGAUCAACCCUCUAUAAGAACCACCUCGGAAAAGAUUAUGCUAGUCAAGAAGGAAUGUGGAUCAGUGGCUGAACAUUCCGAGAAAUCGUUUACAGAAACUCUGCGUAUUCCGGCCACAGCUCCCACCUGUGAGCAUCUUAGCAAAGUGGUGCGUGUCUCCUACGAAGUGCGAGUGGUGGCCGUAAUGAAUUGGCUGAUGGCGAAUCCAAGGGCUGUUGUACCCAUUACCAUAGGUAAUGUUCCCCUAACUGUGGCCAUGCCAAUCGGAGCUACUCCCAUGUCAAGUCAGGCUUCAUUGCCAGCCGAUUUGCCUUGCACUUCCGCACGUGCCAUGGAAAUGGCAGCAGCUGGACAGCAUAAUUUUGGCUAUGACCUCACAGAGGAUCUCGAAGAUUUUGCACUGCCCGACGAUGGGGAUGAUGAGUUCGAAACAGAAGAAGAAUGUGUCGGUGAUGUGGCUCCACCCACCUAUGAGCAAGCCAUGUUUAUGACUACCGACAUAGCCGAUACAGAUGUCAACACGGUCAGUGAGACAUCACGCUUCACUCCACGCUAUCCUGUCUUCGAUGUGGACACCUUCACCAGCCCGCCACCAAAUCCACCACAAAAGAAAAGACGUCGUCGUCGCCGGCGACCUAAUAACCCGGGCCUGGAGAAACGUUCGCCGGAUAAUCGACAACAAGAACAACAAAAGGAGCCCGUCGAGUCUCCCGUUCAGAUCUGAAUUGUACCUAAAUAUACAUACACACAUAUAUAUAUAAAUGCCAGUAAAUGCUUAUCACAAGAUAUCAUCAUGAUAUCUUAUCAUUCCAGUAUUUGCAAGUUUUGUUCUAGUGAUGAACACCCUGUGCAUUCUUCGCUCUUUAUAUAUACCCGUGUUCAUUACUUAUAUGAAGAA